Soboliphyme baturini is the source of this 333-nucleotide messenger RNA. The record is from the annotation of a GenBank genome assembly. NCBI's taxonomy places the organism in Eukaryota, Metazoa, Nematoda, Enoplea, Dioctophymatida, Soboliphymatidae.
AUGGAGCAGGUUCAGAAGUUCAAGGUGACCUUUGCUGGUGAUGUAAAAUUUGAGACAGAGAUUGACCGGCGAUUUGCAGUAGCCAGUGGCCUUCUGCAUGAACUAGCCGGAAUCAUCGUGACCAAUGCAGAGCUGGAUUUGAAGACUAAGAUAUCGAUGUUCAAGUCGUGCACCGCGACUGUAAAAUUUCGAUCCAGGGUACAAGCUGCCGAAAUGGGCUCCCUGAGACGAAUCGCUGAGAUCACGGUUCUCGACAAGGUCCGGCGUUCCUAUAUCCAAAAAAGUUUUUGCGUACAGCCGCUUCUUCUUCAGACUGACAAACCACAGCUGUGA